CUCCCACUCCGUUCUCUUGUUCCUCCCCUCGACCGUUUCUCCCCGCGCCCAGCCCAACACGCCGUUCCUCCGGCGCCCGCCCCUCGCAAUGGAGACCUCCUUCCUCCCCACCACGCUCCCCACCGCGAAGCCCCUCCCCGCGUUCCGAACGCUGUCCACCGCCGCCUCGCUCCAUCCCCACCCGCGCCGCUCCACCAUCCGCGCGGCCAUCACCCGGGGCCGCAAGGAGGACACAGUCGCCGCCGUCCGCGAGCAGCUGGAAGGGUGCUACCUCCUGGCGGGCAUCCGGUACGAGGGCCUCACGGUGAAGCAGCUGCAGGGCAUCCGCGACGCGCUCCCGGAGACCUGCCGCCUGCUGGUGGCGAAGAACACGCUGGUGGGGAAGGCCGUCGAGGGCACCCCCUGGGAGGCGCUCAAGCCGUGCAUGAAGGGCAUGAACGCCUGGCUCUUCGUCCACACCGAGGAGGUCCCCGCCGCGCUCAAGCCCUACCGCGCCUUCCAGAAAGAGGAGCGCGUCGAGGAGACCAACGACUUCGUCGGCGCCGUCUUCGAGGGCAAAUUCUACGGGCCCGGCGACUUCAAGGCGCUCGAGACCAUGCCCAGCCGCGCCGAGGUGUACGCCAAGCUGCUCGGAGCGCUGCAGGGGCCCGCCACAUCCCUCGUCACCACGCUGCAGGCGCCCUCCAGGGACGUUGUCGCCGUGCUCUCGGCCUACGUGCGCAAGCUCGAGGAGGAGGCCGGCGCUGCAUAGUGCGGUUGCGAAAUGGUUGCCACCUCUCUCUAUCUCUGUUGUCUGUAGAAAUUCUUGUACCUUUACUAGCACUCUAUCCCAUUUGAAUCGAAUCACAAUUUUCCAAUUUACAACGCAUGGCAUGAAUUACCGAAUACUGCUGAUUCUGAAUGAUAUUGGUGGCGCUUCUUGCU
Messenger RNA from Phragmites australis (common reed), 924 nucleotides. RefSeq names its product large ribosomal subunit protein uL10c-like. The transcript has a single exon. The coding region runs from base 89 to 751 and encodes 220 amino acids. Lineage: Eukaryota; Viridiplantae; Streptophyta; Magnoliopsida; Poales; Poaceae. The record is from RefSeq and is a predicted model, not a curated record. Gene Ontology annotation, biological process: translation. Gene Ontology annotation, cellular component: large ribosomal subunit. Gene Ontology annotation, molecular function: structural constituent of ribosome.